GUCUAACUAGUGUUUUCAUCUGAGUUCCUGGUUUUAAGCUAAUGGAAUAGGAAUAUCGUGGCCAGAUGAUCUGAGAAAAUGAAUUCCAGAGUGAUUUAUUCUCUCAUAGCAAUAGGCGUCGCCAUAAUUUCCAUCUUAGUCUUGGUGUACCAAAAUAGAGGAGAAAAACUGACUUAUUAUGAAAAUUAUUCCCAGACAAAGGGGCAAGAGGAAGGUGGUCAGGAUGCUGGCAGCCAGGUAUUUCAAGAUUUAACUCCAGAAGAGAUAAUGCAAGUAAAGAGGUAUUUACAGUCCAACCUGGGAGUGCCGCUGGUGGAGACAUCUCAAGCCAAGCCAUCAGAUAACUGCAUUUUUAUGAUCACCUUACAGCUCCCUCCCAAAGCACAAGUAUUACAAUUCUUAGAUCAUCAAGGAUCUCAGCCAGCACGGGAAGCUCUGGCUGUGAUCCAUUUUGGAAAUCAGGUGGACCCCAAUGUGACAGAAUUUGUGGUGGGUCCUCUUCCAGAGCCAAUAUACCAUCAAGAUAUCACGGUACAGAAAUAUGGAAGGAAAUUGCCUUAUUCUCAAAGAUUUGUUUUAGCAAAUGAGUUUAAUGAAAUCCAUGAAUUCUUAAAGGACGAAUAUCUUAAGGCUCCAAAUUUCAUGCAAAAGGUUCUAAAUUACAGUGGAAGCAAUAUUCAAUACGAUCAUCAACUUCCAUUAGGGCUGAAAUCAGGAGAUCGCAAAAUGUGGAUGAGCCAUUUGCAGAAUGUGAUUGGACACUAUUUGCAUCCAGUUGGUUUUGAGGUCCAAGUGGAUCAUAGUAGCUUGAAUGUUCCUGAGUGGAAGGUAAUCAAUGUAUUUUAUAAUGGACAGUACUUUGAAGACAUGGAAGAUCUUGAGCAACAAUUCAAUAUGGGAAAGGUUAGAGUAGACAAGGUUAAAGAAGCCCCUCUUGAUGGGGGUUACUCAUCACUGAAGCAGAGGGUGCCUCCAAAAGAUCCAGACCCUUUGCAGUAUGAACCUCGUGGACCACGCUAUAUGAUUCGCAAUAAUCAUGUCACUUUUCUGAGAUGGAGUUUUGCAUUUGGAAUUGAUGCAAGCAGGGGUCCACGUAUCUUUGAUGUCAGGUUUAAUGGAGAAAGAAUAAUUUAUGAGUUAAGUUUGCAAGAAGCAAGCUCUAUCUAUGGCUCCAACAGUCCUAAAUCCAUGUUGACCAGAUACAUGGAUUCCAGCUUUGGAAUUGGGUCCCGUAUUUUUCCCCUCACCCAGGGUCUAGAUUGUCCUUAUUUAUCCAGUUAUUUGGACUUUCACUUUUUUUAUGAUACUUCAUUACCUGUUAGCCGUAAAAAUGCUAUCUGCAUCUUUGAGCAGAAUGCUGAGUUACCCAUACGACGACAUUUUGAAAGUGUACAGUCUCCUUUUUAUGGAGGGUUGGCAGAUUCAAAUCUGGUGUUCCGAACCAUAACUUCAUCUGGCAACUAUGACUUUGUCUGGGAUUUUAUUUUCCACCAAAAUGGAGCAGUUGGUGUUCAGGUCCAUGCCACUGGGUACAUGAUGUCUGAUUUCUACUUUGGUGAUGCCAGAGACUUUGGCAAUAAAGUGCAAGAAUGGGUGCUGGGUUCAAUUCAUACCCAUAAUAUUCAUUUCAAGGUGGAUUUGGAUAUUGGUGGUGUGAAAAAUACCCUGGUUCGCAAUGACAUGGCUUUUGAGACCUUGAGGGCCCCUUGGAGCCCAGAACAUAAGAUCUAUCAAAUGAAGAUGGUGAGGGAACUUUUUGACACCGAGAACAAGGCUUCAUUCCAUCUCCAUGAUGAUAUGCCCAGAAACAUUUUUUUUGCAUCCAACCACACAAACAAGUGGGGCCAUAAGCAAGGCUAUAGGAUCCAGAUGGUCAGCUUUUCUGGAGAACAUCUGCCGGAGUCAGAUCCAAUGGAGCGAGGCCUCAGCUGGGGUCGUUAUAAGCUGGCUGUUACAAAGAGGAAGGAAAAUGAAUCUGUCAGCACCACUCCCUACAAUCAGGUUGAUCCAUGGAAACCUCCCGUGGCCUUUGCUGACUUUAUAAACAAUGAGAGUAUUGUCAAUGAGGAUCUGGUUGCCUGGAUCAAUGCUGGCUUUCUCCAUAUUCCACAUGCUGAGGACGUACCCAAUACUGCAACCCUUGGGAAUGAAGUUGGUUUCUUCUUGAGACCAUACAAUUAUUUUGAUGAUGAUCCUUCCAUGUUUUCUCCAGACAGUGUUUUCUUCGACAACUUGCAGGACUCCACUUCCUGUGAGGUCAACUAACUUGCAUGUCUGGGAAAAAUAUAAUAGCCUCAUAUCUGCCCAUCCCCCCCUGCACUUAUGUAGGUUUUCAAAACAUAACAACUUUCUAAUGUCUUUCACUUAUUGACAGAUGAAUUAGAAAUUGAAAACAAACAAGGAAAGUAAAUUACAGGUAGCUAAUAUUUUCUCUCUUCUUCUUUCUGCAGCAUUAAUGUAUAUUUUUUGUCUGAUUAUUAGUCUACUGUCUGCAGGAAACCAUUCGAUGGAAUUCUCUGGGGCUUAAGAAUAAAUGUUGUAGAAUCUUU
Messenger RNA from Crotalus tigris (Tiger rattlesnake), 2549 nucleotides. RefSeq names its product membrane primary amine oxidase-like. Gene Ontology annotation, cellular component: plasma membrane. The transcript is spliced from 5 exons. The record is from RefSeq and is a predicted model, not a curated record. Bases 79 to 2265 code for a protein of 728 amino acids. Lineage: Eukaryota; Metazoa; Chordata; Lepidosauria; Squamata; Viperidae. Gene Ontology annotation, biological process: amine metabolic process. Gene Ontology annotation, molecular function: quinone binding; primary methylamine oxidase activity; copper ion binding.